Molecule: messenger RNA, 1210 nt
Organism: Alnus glutinosa
Lineage: Eukaryota; Viridiplantae; Streptophyta; Magnoliopsida; Fagales; Betulaceae
Product: probable adenylate kinase 7, mitochondrial
Exons: 4
Coding region: 81-938 (285 amino acids)
Biological process (GO): nucleobase-containing compound metabolic process
Cellular component (GO): mitochondrion; cytoplasm
Molecular function (GO): ATP binding; AMP kinase activity
Source: RefSeq, a predicted model, not a curated record
AAACCCUAAACAUUUCCUCUGCCAUCUAAACCCCUCUUUCGUUCUCUCUCUGUCUCCAAAACGCCCUUCGCGCCGCCACCAUGUCCGGGCUCAGCAGGCUGCGACCUCUCGCGCCGCGGCUGCUAAGUCUCCGUUGCCUCGCGAGCCGAGCGUACGGAUCGGCGGCGGCUCAGCUCCAGUACGACUCCGACUAUUACGACGAGGAGGAGCCGGAGCUGCAACAACACGGCGUGGUGGGGACGGAAGGGUGGGUCCCAGGGAGAGGGGUCCAGUGGGUUCUGAUAGGGAACCGAGGACUCCAACGACGCAUGUACGCCGAGCGGCUCUCGAAGCUACUGGAAGUCCCUCACAUUUCCAUGGGCAGCCUCGUCCGCCAAGAACUCCACCCUCGCUCCUCUCUCUACAAGCAGAUUGCGAAUGCAGUGAAUGAAGGGAAGCUUGUUCCGGAGGAGAUAAUUUUUACCCUGUUGUCAAGGAGGCUGGAAGAAGGAUACUGCAGAGGCGAAACCGGGUUUAUUCUUGAUGGGAUUCCUCGAACAAGGAUGCAAGCUGAGAUUCUUGACCAAAUUGCUGAUAUCGAUUUAGUCGUGAAUUUCAAAUGCACAGAAGACCACAUGGUGAAAAAUAAUCUAGGAGCUGGAAACUUUUCUCCUUGUCUUGAAUAUCUUAGCAUGAGAAAUGCCGGGUGUAAUCUAAAUCUGCAGUUUCAGAACAAACAACUAAAGAGCUCUUGUGCUGAUACAGGAGGUCCCUGGAAGGAAAAGUUUCAUAUUUUUUCAGAGCAGAGUAAGCCAUUGGAAGAUUACUAUAGAAAACAGCAGAAACUUCUUGAUUUUCAUGUGGCAAGUGCACCGGGAGAAACCUGGCAAGGGCUGUUGGCUGCAUUGCACCUCCAGCAUAUAAAUGCUGUUAGUUCUUCACAGAAGCUGACUGCGUGAUCGGUUUUGUCAAGUCUUUUGACUGCCCUAUUAUUUUCAUUUCGGUAUACUAGUAAAUACGAGUGUAAGAACCACAGUGAGUAUUGAAGCUUUUGAAUGCGGAAUAAUAUUCCAUUCAGUUUUGAAAUUUUGGCGUUUUUGUCUCUUGUUUUGCCAAGUUCCCUGCAAUGUUUGUACGUGUGUGAUCUAGUUCUGGUGAGAGAUGAGAAGCAGAGAAGAACACUGGCCUGUACGACCAUUAUAUUAUACAAAUUAAAAAUGUGCUUUAUUCA